CGUCGAGACUCUCGUGUGAGUCCGUAAUUAUUUAUUCUUUAAUUAAAAUAAUAAUAAACUAUCGAGUUGUAAUCAUAAUCGAACGAUCCAGAUUCAACCUCAUACAAUUACCACUAGAUCCAUGGUACAUGACAACGUAGCAGAGUCCUUCUCUCCUUCUUUUCCCUCUUUUGUUUUUUCCUCUCCCUCUCAUUUUUUUUCUAAACCAACUAACCGCAAAAACCAAAAAAACCCAAAAAAAAAAAAAAACUCUUCUCUCUCUCUCUUCUCCGUUUCUCUCUCUGUCGGAGAGAGUGCCGGGAUCGCGCGUCGGCGGGAAUAGUAUCACCGGAAAAUCUUAAAAAUCAUCGCCGGUCACACGAAUUAUUCGUUGGAAACAACGCGUCGUGAGAGGAGGGGAAAUUCGAAAAACAAAAAAAAAAAAAUUUGAAAACGCCGAUUCACUUUUUUUUUAUAUAAUAUAUUUUUUUCUUUUUCGGAAUUAAAUAUUCUGUGAUGGAUGCGAUUGGAUAGAAGGAAACAAAAAGGAAAGGAGGAAGAUAAAAGAGAGCAGACGAAUUAUUCUCUUCACUUCUCUCUCUCUCUUUCAUCUCUGUCUACAUCGCUGUGUUUUUUCUUCAAGGAUCGUGAUACCUGAAGAAGAAGAAGAAGAAGGGGAAGUUGUGAUAUGGUUCGUUGAAAUAAUAUUAGAAGUUUUUCAUUCUGGUUUUUUUAGUCAAAUUUUGUUGUCAUCUGCACGAUGCCGUCUGAUAUUAUGGAACAGAGAGGUGUUUCAACACCUUCCCACUUUCAUGAAGAUAUUCAUAUUACUUCAGAGAGGCAAUUUGGGUUUAUGAAAACAGACCUGAUGCCUGAAAACCAAGGUGGUCGUGAUAGACUUUCAAGUAUGCCAAAGAGUUCCUGGACACCUGAAAGUUACCAGCUGAGGCCACAAUCUAGUUUUUCUGGGUCACACCCCUCUGUUAGCCCUAACGCAAGAAACACUACAAAUGGUAGUCAGUGGGAAAGCAGUUUAUUUUCCAGCUCAAUGUCUGAUUUGUUUAGUAGAAAACUGCGGCUACAAGGAAGUGAUAUGCUAUCCACUAUGUCUGCAAACACAGUUGUUACCCACCGUGAAGAAGAACCGUCUGAAUCUUUAGAAGAGAUUGAGGCACAAACUAUUGGAAAUCUUCUCCCAGAUGAAGAUGAUCUUUUUGCGGAAGUGACAGGUGAGGUUGGGCGUAAAUCUCGUGCUAAUACUGGAGAUGAUUUGGAUGAGUUUGACCUCUUCAGCAGUGUUGGUGGCAUGGAACUAGAUGGAGAUGUUUUUUCUUCUGUGAGUCAUAGAAAUGGUGAGAGAGGUGGCAAUAAUUCUUUUGGCGAACUUCAUCGUGGGGAAAUUCCAUCCAGAACACUUUUGGUCGGAAAUAUCAGUAGCAAUAUCGAAGACUAUGAGCUGAGGGUCAUUUUUGAGCAAUUUGGAGAAAUCCAGGCUCUUCAUACAGCUUGCAAAAAUCGUGGCUUUAUCAUGGUAUCGUUCUAUGAUAUAAGAGCUGCUCAGAAUGCGGCGAGAGCACUCCAGAAUAAGCUGUUAAGAGGAACAAAACUUGACAUUCGUUAUUCUAUCUCUAAGGAAAAUCCUUUAGAAAAAGAUACAUGUAAAGGAGCCUUGUUGGUUAAUAAUCUCGAUUCUUCUAUUUCGAAUCAAGAGCUCAAUCGCCUUGUCAAAUCAUAUGGAGAGAUCAAAGAGAUCCGUAGAACCAUGCAUGAUAACCCACAGAUAUACAUAGAGUUCUUUGACGUUCGAGCUGCUGCAGCUGCUCUUGGUGGACUAAAUGGACUUGAGGUUGCCGGGAAGAAGCUUCAACUUGUGCCGACCUGUCCAGAGGGUACAAGAUACACGUCACAGUGUGCUGCACAUGACGCUGAAGGGUGUUUACCUAAAACGUCUUAUAGUAACACAUCAUCGGGACACAUAGGUAGACAUUUCCCAGGAAUGAUGUCUUCAACCUCCAAUGAUGGUGGAUCUAUGCGGGUUAUACAUAAUUCUGUCGGAUCACCUGUGAAUUCCUUCAUUGAACGGCAUCGGAGUCUCAGCAUUCCUAUUGGAUUCCCACCCUCAGCAAACGCCAUCUCAGCCAGCAAGCCUGUAGGACUUCAGGAGCAUGGCCACCAUUUUGAUAAUUCAAAUAUGGGGAUCCAAAGCAUGCCAAAUCUCCAUCCUCAUUCUUUUUCAGAUUACGUGGACAACUUUGCAAAUGGUAGUCCAUAUAAGUCCUCUGCAUUUUCUGAAAUGGUCAAUGAUGGCUCAAAAGCAAAUGAAAGCUUUAUGAUACAUAAUGUUCGUGGAGUGGAUGGCUUUAGUGGAGGGGGUAUAGGAUCUCCCAUGCAUCAAAGCUCCCGCCGCCCUAACCUUAAUUUAUGGAGCAGCUCUAACACUCAGCAACAGAAUCCGUCAAGUGGUAUGAUGUGGCCUAACUCGCCAUCUCACAUCAACAGCAUUCCUACUCAGCGCCCACCUGUUACUGUAUUCUCUAGAGCACCUCCUAUAAUGGUGAAUAUGGCAUCUUCUCCUGUGCAUCACCACAUUGGAUCUGCGCCGGUAUUAAACUCGCCUUUCUGGGAUAGAAGACAAGCCUAUGUAGCUGAAUCUCUAGAAUCAUCUGGCUUCCAUAUAGGUUCUUCACCCUCACAUCCAAUGGACAUUGGUUCUCAUAAGACUUUCUCUGUUGGUGGGAAUCGCAUGGAUGUAACUUCCCAAAAUGCUGUACUGCGAUCUCCUCAACAGUUGUCUCAUCUCUUUCCUGGAAGGAGUCCAAUGGGUUCGAUGCCAGGGUCGUUCGACUCGCCAAAUGAAAGAUAUAGGAAUCUCUCUCACCGUAGAAGCGAAUCUAGUUCUAGCAAUGCUGACAAGAAACUGUAUGAGCUUGACGUUGACCGUAUAUUACGUGGGGAUGACAGGAGGACAACGUUGAUGAUUAAAAACAUUCCUAACAAGUACACUUCUAAGAUGCUUCUAUCUGCUAUUGACGAGCACUGUAAAGGAACUUAUGAUUUCCUUUAUUUGCCAAUUGACUUCAAGAACAAAUGCAAUGUGGGAUAUGCUUUCAUCAAUCUUAUUGAACCUGAAAAGAUUGUCCCAUUUUUUAAGGCAUUUAAUGGGAAAAAGUGGGAAAAGUUCAAUAGCGAGAAGGUGGCAACGCUUACGUAUGCUCGUAUCCAAGGGAAAACAGCUCUUAUUGCCCAUUUCCAGAAUUCAAGCUUAAUGAACGAAGACAAACGUUGCAGACCUAUUCUCUUCCACACUGACGGUCCAAAUGCUGGUGAUCAGGAACCAUUUCCAAUGGGAAGCAACAUACGGUCAAGACCAGGAAAGCCACGAAGCAGUAGCAUUGAUAACUACAACAGCUUUAGCAUCUCUUCCGUUUCUGAAAACCGGGAAGAACCUCCUAAUGGAACUGAUCCGUUCUAACUAAUGAGCAAAACGAAACAAAAAGGAGACCUGAAGAUAACAAGAAGGUUAAAUAUAUAUAUAAAGUAUUAUUAUUAUAUGAUAUCAUCCACACACCCUAGAGUUCUGUAAAUCGGGGGUCUUAGAUUUACCCUGACAAAACUCAUUUUGCAGUGAAGAAAUUUUUUGGAGAGAUGAAAAACUUUGUUGACGACAAACCUUUUACCCAGGUUGUUGUUGCUUCACCAGUUUUGUUGUAUUAUCAAAAUCCCCUGAGAAAUAUUGCAGGUUUUUUUUUUUUUUUUUUUUUGGGUUUUUGGGUUUACAUUCAAGGAUUUUUGGUUCUUGCUAUCAAUGUAUAACAGCCUUGGAUUACACUCAGCUUCUCUGCUGGCUUUUUGUGGCCAUUCCAUGUUGUAUGCUUCUUUCAUUUGGAUAUAUAAAAUAUUAUUUUUUCA
Arabidopsis lyrata subsp. lyrata is the source of this 3888-nucleotide messenger RNA. RefSeq names its product protein MEI2-like 1. Bases 740 to 3451 code for a protein of 903 amino acids. The transcript has 14 exons. The record is from RefSeq and is a predicted model, not a curated record. NCBI's taxonomy places the organism in Eukaryota, Viridiplantae, Streptophyta, Magnoliopsida, Brassicales, Brassicaceae. Gene Ontology annotation, molecular function: RNA binding.